AUCCACAUAAUACAUCCACCCACACUCACAGAUGACGACAGCAUCAUGGCUGAUAAUUAGCUGUUAAAGUUGAGCGAGUGUUUGCUGCUACUCACACAGACUGGUUGUUCAUACACAACAUCACUGAAAAAAAGACAAGACAAGAAAAGGGAGACAAAGAGAAUGGACAGCAAACCACUCAAAGUAGCCAUUCUGGUCGUCUCGACCACUGCAUACAAGGACCCCUCGACAGAUAAAUCCGAGCUCAUCCUCAAAGAUGUCAUCGAUAGCGAAGGCGGAGGCCGAUGGGAUGUUGUAGAGACCAAGAUCGUCUCCGACCAUGUUCCCCAUAUCCAGCGUCAAGUUAUGUUAUGGGCGGAUAUUGGCUUCGAAGCCGUCGACUUGAUUCUCACCACUGGCGGCACUGGGUUCGCAGUUUCGGACCAUACACCGGAGGCUGUUGGCGCUUUGCUUCACAAGACCGCCCCAGGCUUGGUCCACGCAAUGCUCUCAUCUUCCUUGGCCGUCACCCCUUUUGCCAUGAUGUCUCGGCCUGUUGCCGGUGUCAGGCAUCAUACCGUGAUCGUCACUUUGCCGGGUUCUCCCAAGGGCGCCAAGGAGAACCUGCAGGCUAUACUCAAAACCCUGCCUCAUGCUUGUCUCCAAGCGAAGGGGUUGGAUUCCAGAGCCUUGCAUGCAGGGGGCGUCAAGAAGUUGGAAGAAGAUGCGGGGAUUGGUUCGAGCCAACAGGCUUCGGAACACCAUUCACACCUCCACCAUCACCACAGUCAUGGUCAUGGUCAUGGCCAUGGCCAUUAUCACGACCACAGCCACGGACAUGGCGGCGGCGGUCUGGUACGACACACUAAACCAGGAGAGAACCCCAUCUCAAACGAUCCUAGUCUUGGACCGACCCGCCGUCAUCGGGAGUCACCAUAUCCAAUGCUCUCCGUAGAGGAAACCCUCUCCCUCAUCCAAGAGCACACACCAGAGCCGCAGGUCGUCGCUUCCAAAGUCGAUUCCAGCAUCAUCCAUUCGGUUCUCGCCGAGGAUGUGACGGCCAAAGAGAGCGUGCCGGCUUUUCGCGCCAGCAUCGUCGACGGCUACGCGGUUGUCGUGCCCCAAGGCGGGAACAUGAAGGGCGUCUACCCUGUCACGGCCAUAUCCCAUGCCGCCCCGGGAGACAUCGGCGCCCUGAAAGAGGGAGAGAUCGCCCGCAUCACCACCGGCGCUCCGCUCCCUCCCGGUGCCACCUCGGUGAUCAUGGUCGAGGACACGGUGCUGAAAUCCAAAACCGACGACGGCCAGGAGGAGAAGGAGGUCGAGAUCCUCGCCGACGGCGUCAAGCCGGGCGAGAACAUCCGCGAAGUCGGCAGCGACGUCAAGGCAGGCGAAACGAUCCUCGAGCAAGGGGAGCAGAUCUCCGGCGUCGGCGGCGAAAUCGGUCUCCUCGCCUCCGUCGGCGUCGCCGAGGUCCAGACGUACAAACGGCCCGUGAUCGGGAUCCUCUCGACGGGCGACGAAAUCGUCGAACCCCUCCGCCCGGGGCCCCUCCGUCUCGGCGAGGUCCGCGACACCAACCGCUCGACCCUGACCGCCGCGGCGCGCGAGCAGGGCUUUACCGUCGUUGACCUGGGCAUCGCGCGCGACCGGCCGGGCGCCCUCGAGGAGGUGCUGCGCGACGCCCUGCGCCGCGCCGACGUCGUCCUCACCACGGGCGGCGUGUCGAUGGGCGAGCUGGACCUGCUCAAGCCGACGGUCGAGCGCGCCCUCGGCGGGACGAUCCAUUUCGGCCGCGUCAACAUGAAGCCCGGCAAGCCGACCACGUUCGCCACCGUGCCGGUCAAGACCGACGCCGGCGACCGCGUGCGAAAGCCGCUCUUCGGCCUCCCCGGGAACCCGGCCAGCGCGCUGGUCACGUUCCACCUCUUCGUGCUGCCCGCGCUGCAUAAGCUGGCCGGCGUGACGCCCGUGGGGUUGCCGAAAGUUCCGGUGACGCUGGCGCACGAUUUCCCGCUGGAUAAAGGCCGGCCGGAGUACCACCGGGCCGUGGUGGCGGUUGGGCGGGACGGGAAGCUGGCGGCGAGCAGCACGGGGUGGCAGCGGAGUUCCAGGGUGGGGAGCUUACGGUCUGCCAAUGCUUUGCUCUGCAUGCCCAAGGGAGCUGAGCCUCUGAAGAAGGGCAGCGAGGUUGACGCCUUGUUGAUGAGCAAUGUCCGUUCCGAGUUGUGAUGCGCCGGGGGUCAUGGUGACAGUUCACUCAGCUAGCUCCAGGGCACACACGAUGUCUCACGUCCAAUUCGAAAAAGCUCUGCAAAAGUCGAUCGAAUACAUGCCCAUU
This is a messenger RNA of Sodiomyces alkalinus F11, 2320 nucleotides long. RefSeq names its product gephyrin. Gene Ontology annotation, molecular function: molybdopterin molybdotransferase activity. Gene Ontology annotation, cellular component: cytoplasm; cytosol. The coding region runs from base 163 to 2211 and encodes 682 amino acids. The transcript has 3 exons. The record is from RefSeq and is a predicted model, not a curated record. Gene Ontology annotation, biological process: molybdenum incorporation into molybdenum-molybdopterin complex; Mo-molybdopterin cofactor biosynthetic process. Lineage: Eukaryota; Fungi; Ascomycota; Sordariomycetes; Glomerellales; Plectosphaerellaceae.